AUGCCACCCAGGCGCGAUCCCCUACCACUGGGGUUCGAUUUUGUCACAAACGGCGGUGAUAGAGACUUGGACCACGCGGCCUACUUGUUCCAGCGGGCAACCAAGCUGCACAGGGAUAAAAAGUACGAAGAGGCCGCCCGGGUGUUCAACCAAUCCUACACCUAUGGCCACUGGAAGUAUGAGGUGAUCCUCGCCCUCUGCAAGACCCUAAUUCAACUCGCUCCCGCAAGCGUGUCGGCAGCGUACAGCAACAUGCAGCACCUGUGCAAACUAUAUGAACACCGAUGCGAGCCCUGGACACUGCUGGCGAGGAUCCUCCUGAUGCUCGACAAGCCCGGUCUCGCCCUGCGUGCCCUCAACUCUGCCGAGAUGCUUGUCAGCGAUGUCAACAACGAGCAUCAAAUUGACAACGAGCACGAAAUCAUCGUUCUCCGUACGCUCGUCGACGCCACCGUUCCCCAGGCAAAAGGGUUCGUGAACCUUCCUGCGGACAUUGUCAUCGCCGUCGGCCGUGCGGGCUUGUCCUCGGACCCCGAAUUUGUGGUCCGCAUGGCAGGUGUUUGUUCCGCUUGGCGUCUGGUGGUCCAAACCGCGCCCGUCCUCUGGUCGCGUCUUAAACUCGGUCCCAGCCAAUCCGUCCUCAAGCUUGGCAACUGGUUGGCCAAAAGUCAGGGAAAUAUCGUGUCCUUGCACCUAGUCGACUUCAAGUCAUUCUCAGCGGCCCAAAAAAAGACGGUCGGGACAAGUCUGUCCGACACGAUCAAGGGCCUGCGCUCUCUCGAGACCGAUUUCGUUUCAGUGGCCUGGCAUCACAAGUUCUGCAACCUGCAACACUUGGCUGGCAAGGGCCUUCGCCUAGAAACCUUGUUCCACCCGUCGAGUCGCAGCCUCAAGAAACUUGAAGCCUCGAUUAACAUUGACACCGCCGAAACGCGUCUCUGGGCUCCGUUCGUUUCCGACCUGGAGUUGUUCGACGGCUCAUGUGUGGGUGACACUGCCAAGUUUCUGCAGCAAACCCCAAAACUCAACUGGCUUCGUCUGUCGAAGGGGACCAUUGAACAUGCAGUUACGCUGCCGGCGCUUCGGCAUCUAGAGCUCGAACGUAAAGACCUGUUGGAGUUGAUCAACGCUCCGAACCUGCACCAUCUGAGUGCGGAGUACACCGACUUCAUAAAGGCUCCCCGACUGCGCAUUACGAAAGCCCAACUCGUAUCGCUCACCCUGACAACGGUCCAAUCUACGGCCCCAUCCAUUUUGGAACAGUUGCGUCCGCUGGAGGCCCUCAUUCACCUCAAUCUGGAUUUCUACGACAACAAGCGUCCCUGCAAGAGGUCGACUGGUGACGGCCUGCUCGAAGGCCUCAUGGUCAAGGAUGGCACAGGCACUUUCAUCCUCCCGAAACUUUUGACACUUUCUCUGGGCGGAAUUGAGGUUAGCGACGAUCUCCUGCUUGCCAUGGUCACGAUUCGCACCCAAAGCUCGGAAAGCGUCGCAAAACUCGUUUGGGUCGAGUACUUUCACUACGACUAUGUCAAAAAUGACCGGGUCAAGCCACCUCUGAAAAGCACUACUGUCACUGCGCUCAAGUUGCUGCUCCCCUAUUUUGGACAUGACAUAACCGACAUUCCCAAUCCCGAGGACGCGGUCAGCAUCCUCGCCGAAAGGGCAGCAGCCAAAGCAUCAGCUGUGGCAGGCGAGGGGGGCGAGCAGAUGGCAGGAGAAAGCAAACGCAAGGGUGGAGAAGACAACCUCGAACCUGGGGCGGACGCUAAGCGGGCCAAGGUGUGA
Apiotrichum porosum is the source of this 1788-nucleotide messenger RNA. RefSeq lists its product as uncharacterized. The coding region runs from base 1 to 1788 and encodes 595 amino acids. Lineage: Eukaryota; Fungi; Basidiomycota; Tremellomycetes; Trichosporonales; Trichosporonaceae. The transcript is spliced from 4 exons. Gene Ontology annotation, molecular function: protein binding. The record is from RefSeq and is a predicted model, not a curated record.